AUGAACCAAGGGUCAGCAGAUAUACGACGUGAACCCUACGCCCGCUCAGAAGCCGAGGUGAGGAGGUCUUCUGGGGGAAGAGAACGUCCAAAGAAAGCAAGAGAACCUUUUCAUGCCUUGAAGAUGCAGAAGGCUCUGAGUGCUGUAUCAUAUGGGCAAAGGGCUUCAAUUAAAGCAAAGAUUAGCGAGACCGAAAGCUUUGAUGACUUUCCCUUAUUACCAAUGGUAAAGGAAUCGAUUGCUACCCAAGCGCUGUCCGGCAUGGUCGACCUUGUUCCCACGCCCAUACAGCGAUUGGCGAUACCUAUUUUGCUGGGCAAUGAGACAAGAGCGGCCCGGAGAAGAUCGGCUGCAUCCGGGAAGAAGGAGAUGGAGCAAUUCUUGCUUGCUGCAGAAACUGGAUCGGGGAAGACGCUGGCCUAUCUGUUGCCGGUAUUGGAUGCUAUAAAACGCGCAGAGGUCAUAGAUGUAGAGCUGGAAGCUCAGAAAAAGAUUCGAGAGGAGGAAGAGAGGAAGAAGGUGAAUUUUCAUGCCCUGGAGCCUCCUCCGUUGUCCAAUGCACCUCAUCCAACCACUGGCCGGCCAAGAGCCAUCAUUCUUGUCCCAACCUCCGAGCUCGUAACACAAGUUGGCAAUCUUACGAAGCUUUUAUCACACACAGUGAAGUUCCGCUCCGGGCUUAUAUCGUCCGCCUAUAGUGGAAAGGUCAUUCGCAAUCGUCUUUUCGCACCUACUGGAAUCGACGUCCUCAUCUCCACUCCUCAUUUACUAGCUAGCAUUUCGGAAUCAGAUCCCAAUAUCCUCAGCCGCGUCUCCCAUCUCGUUAUAGACGAAGCCGACUCCCUACUCGACCGCUCCUUUGCCCCUUCCACAUCAACCGUCAUCGACAAAUCCACCCCAUCUCUGCAGCAGCUCAUACUCUGCUCAGCAACAAUUCCUCGAAGCCUAGACUCUUACUUACGCCAGCGCUUCCCAGAUAUGCGGCGACUCGUAACGCCUAAUCUCCACGCUAUCCCUCGGCGCGUACAGCUCGGCGUCGUAGACGUGGAAAAGGAACCCUAUCGCGGCAACAAAAUUCUGGCCUGCGCGGAUACCAUUUGGUCCAUCGGCAAAGCUGCAGCUGAACACGCUCCAGGCGAUACCGAGCGCGCUGACAUCAAGCGUGUAUUGGUAUUCGUCAACGAGCGCGAAAAAACACAAGAAGUUGCCGAGUAUCUGACCUCAAAAGGCAUUGACGCUGUUGCUCUAAACCGGGAUACGCCAGAACAACGACAAUCAGAGACGCUGGGAGGUUUCACAACGAUUACGCCUAAGACCGCACCGGAAACUGCCAAGGACGCCUCGGCUCCGCGGAGCGGCCCCAACUACAUUGCAUUCAAUCGUACCGCAAGCACAGUCACCCCUCCACCGCGACGCCAUCUGCCCAACACAAAAGUUCUCGUGACUACUGAUCUUGGCUCACGAGGCAUUGAUACCUUGGCAGUACGGCACGUCAUCUUGUACGAUGUGCCACACUCCACCAUCGACUUCAUCCAUCGACUCGGUAGGACCGGUCGAAUGGGACGACGGGGACGUGGUAUCGUUCUUGUUGGCAAGAAUGACAGACGGGAUGUCGUUAGAGAAGUCAAAGAGGGCAUGUUUAAGGGGCAAGCAUUAAUUUGA
This is a messenger RNA of Letharia lupina, 1662 nucleotides long. RefSeq lists its product as uncharacterized. The transcript has a single exon. Bases 1 to 1662 code for a protein of 553 amino acids. The record is from RefSeq and is a predicted model, not a curated record. Lineage: Eukaryota; Fungi; Ascomycota; Lecanoromycetes; Lecanorales; Parmeliaceae. Gene Ontology annotation, molecular function: nucleic acid binding; ATP binding.